AUGAACUUUAAAUUCAAAUUGACAAAAUUCAAUCCAUCAAGGAAUUAUUUCAACUCACUUCGUAAUGUCAGCACUUCCAAAUAUCUCAAUAAUGUUCAAGAUAGUAACAAGCUAUCAAACUACUAUCCACCUUGUAGCAUGUACUUUAAAGAAGUCGAAUGUAAAGUUAAUGAGCAAAUAGCACUUGAGUUUGUCGCUUUUUACAACUACUUAGGAAUGUUCAAUCAUUUCGCUCGAUCUGAUGUAGCUCUCAGUGGAUGCAAGCAGUUUUUCUUAAAAUGUGCUGAAGAAGAGAAGAAGCAUGCCUUAAAAUUGUGCAAUUAUCAAAACAUGCGUGGUGGAUCUGUCAAUUUGUUGGAUCUGUCAAUUCUGUACAGUCAAGGAUGCAUUUAG
This is a messenger RNA of Chironomus riparius, 393 nucleotides long. The record is from the annotation of a GenBank genome assembly. NCBI's taxonomy places the organism in Eukaryota, Metazoa, Arthropoda, Insecta, Diptera, Chironomidae.